Messenger RNA from Neocloeon triangulifer, 1509 nucleotides. It is a transcript of the gene l(2)37Cd, whose product is annotated as general transcription factor 3C polypeptide 5. The transcript is spliced from 7 exons. Bases 261 to 1487 code for a protein of 408 amino acids. The record is from RefSeq and is a predicted model, not a curated record. Lineage: Eukaryota; Metazoa; Arthropoda; Insecta; Ephemeroptera; Baetidae. Gene Ontology annotation, cellular component: transcription factor TFIIIC complex. Gene Ontology annotation, biological process: transcription initiation at RNA polymerase III promoter.
CGGGUUGGAACUUGGCCUUAUUUGCACUGAGGAUGCGAAAGGCAUAAUGUGUAUUAGGCGGGAAAACUUGAAUUUUCUUCAAAACGAAGGCGAUGGAGAAUUUCAAGAUGGCGCCUUAUGCGCAUCCUCUGUGCGCAUAUUUGACAUUCGACUUUGACAUUUUGCUUUAAUAGGCAAAAGGCAAAAGCUGCUGCAAAAAAGGAACAAAAACAAAUCCUUAUCACGCUUCAAUUGAGUUUUGAAUUAAAUAACCUUAUAAAAUGAAUGAAUGGAGAGUGUCUGAGCAUGAUUUCCUCCAGGAAAUCACGUGUGUCAAGUUUCCCGGCGUCGUGAAAGACUCUGGAGUCGCGAAAGCGAUUCAGGCCCUUGGAGGAACCGCAUCAUUGUCACAGGCGAUUUCCAAGAGCCACAAAUUGGAGCUGAAUUUCAAUGCUGACAGCGUCUUCCACAAAUCAGUUUUUGGAGAAAGAGAAAGGGUUCCUGCAGUCCUUCUUAGGGUGAAGAGAAAAACGUAUGAGGCUAAAGUUGUGGGAAUCGUCAACACGUGCUAUAACUUCAAAAGUAUGUGCGACUUCCAGUUCUUGCCGAACGCCAACCCAGACACCUCGGUGUUCCCUUUGAGUACGGUACCUGACCCUGACUCCCUUCUAAGGAGCGAUGCGACUGUUCCACCCCUCUACUUCCCUUCCUGCCACCUUUCAAAAAUGGACACUCCGUCGCCGUACUGCUACUCGAACCGCUCAAACUCAUACGGCAACCGACCCUCCAGAAGGAACCACACACAGCGGGUGCCUUUCACCCUGAACGCCCCGUUGCCCUCCACCGCCCUUCCUGGCGCCAUGAAAGUUGCCCAGAGUAGAAAAUUGGAUCAUAUUGUGACCAUCGUCAAAGACUUGUUUGACAAAAGGCCCAUUUGGACACGGGCUGCCCUGCUCAAUGCCCUGGGUCUUGACAAGACAACCUUCAGUGCAGUCAUACCGUGCAUUGCGUUUUUCUUCUUGGGAGGGCCGUGGAGGCUGACUUGGUGCAGACACGGUUACGACCCGAGGACUGACCCUGCUGCCAGGUAUUGGCAGAUUAUCGAGUUCAGGGCGCAGUCCAUCGACCUUCGAAAGCACCUGAAACUGAGGACAGGGGAAAAAGAAAACCCAGUUUUCACCGAAGGGCAAAUUCCGUCGCAGCUCAAUUCCCUUUUCCAGUUGGUGGACGUUCAUGUGAAGGAGGUUCAAAACCUGCUUUUGUCUGUGCCCUUCAAAAUUUGCCAAGAGAAGCACGGGUGGGUUACGGCAGGAACAAUUGACAAGAUCAGGAAAAUCAUUGACGAAAAGGCCACUGACGCAGUUGUCAUGAAAUAUGGUCGCACCGUGCCUGUGCAAGCAUGUGAAGAGCAAGACGAGGAUAGUGACGACUCGCUUGUAGUCCUGAGCAACCAGAGUGCGGCCGAGUCUGCAGAUUCAACAGAUCUAGAUUCGGAUGAUGAAACUUGAAUUAAAAAUCUUUUUUGUCUUA